AAAAUAACAAACAAAAAGGAAUGGAACACUCAUACUAUAUGACAUCAAACAGUGACACAUUUGGUUAAUAAAAUUAAAAGUCAUAGAUGAUUAGAUCAACUUAAUUGGUUUAACUUAAUGAGCUGCUCAAGUCAAGUCUUCUCCAAAUAAAAAUUGUUAUUCAUUAUAAUAACGUUAAUUGCAACAUGUUCUAUCUAAUUAGAUAUGAGUACAUUUUUUACUCUGAGGGAAUGGCAUCAGUUUUAGGUUUUAAUUAGGCGGCAGCUCCAUGUUUAUAUUACUUGUGUUUCUCUGUAUUAAAUUAGGUGAUUUUGGUUGGGAAAUACCCAACGACCAGGCCUAGAUUAGUUGCAUCCUCUCUUGACUCCAAUCCAUUUUUGCACAAAAAUACUCAAAACAAUUCAUGCAUGAAAAGCAAACUACAAAGCUCUACUUUUUCACUUCACUUAUAAAUCUCCCAGUCCUACCCAUCUCUCCCACUCUCUUCACUAUCAUCAAUCAAAGAAAAAAGCAGACAAGAAAUCAUGGCACAACCCAUUUUGCAGUUUCUGCUUAUGCUAGUUAUUGUCUGCAUCUGCUGCACCAGCUUGGGUGCAAGUAACCCUCCAUUAACAAUGGAUUACUAUGCAUCUACGUGUCCGACUGUUUUCGAAGUUAUCAGGAAAGAACUUGAAUGUGCUGUGCUCUCUGAUCCGCGAAAUGCUGCCUUGAUGGUUCGACUGCAUUUCCAUGACUGUUUUGUUCAGGGUUGUGAUGGGUCAGUUCUGCUUGAUGACACAUUCACCUUGAAAGGAGAGAAAAAGGAUUCCAACAACAUAAACUCCCUGAAGGGUUACAAGCUUAUUGACAGAAUAAAGAACAAGGUCGAAUCAGAUUGCCCCGGAAUCGUAUCCUGUGCAGAUAUCCUCACAAUUGCUGCAAGAGAUGCUGUGAUUCUGGUUGGUGGACCUUAUUGGGAUGUCCCUCUAGGAAGAAAGGAUUCUAAAACCGCAAGCUCCGAGCUCGCUGCUUCUAAUCUUCCAACUGCAAAUGAAGGCUUGCUCUCUAUUAUAUCCAAGUUUAUCUACCAAGGCCUCUCUGUCACUGACAUGGUUGCUCUCUCAGGAGCUCACACCAUUGGCAUGGCGCGAUGUGAGAACUUUCGAGCAAGGAUUUACGGGGACUUUGAAACGACUACAGGGAUAAAUCCCAUGUCUGAGUCAUAUGCCAGCAACCUGAGGUCAAUGUGUCCACCGAUUCGCGGAGGAGACAAUAAUGUAUCAGCUAUGGACAAUGUCACACCUAACCUUUUCGACAACAGCUACUUCCAUGUACUGUUGAAAGGUGAAGGAAUUCUGAAUUCAGACCAGGAGUUGUACUCAAGCAUCCUUGGACUCGAAACGAAGGAGCUUGUUAAGAAAUAUGCUCAUGAUCCAGUUGGUUUCUUCGAGCAAUUCUCGGAAUCGAUGGUCAAACUGGGGAAUAUAACUGAUCCUGAUACGUUUGCUACUGGGGAAGUUAGGAAGAAUUGCAGAUUUGUUAACACAUAAGAGGUAGCAAAGUGGACUGAUAUUGCAAUGACUACUAUAUAUACUUAUCAUACACAUAUUUGUUUGUCAUUAUUUUGUAUUUGUUUGUGAUGUCAAGAAGUGAAAAAUCAAGGGUUUAAUUGUAUGGCACAGCUGCAGCUGGAAAUUGUACUUCUCUUGGAUUCGUUUAAAAUUGAUUAAUAUAUGCAUGAAUGAAUGAUUUUGGGCCUUCAAGUGACUUGAGAACUAGCUAGCCCAGCCCAAGUUUUAAGCCCAAUAUUGUAUGAUGGGCUUACCCUUCGGUGUUGUUGUAAACUGUAAGUGAAAAAUAUGUAUGUUU
Molecule: messenger RNA, 1848 nt
Organism: Tripterygium wilfordii
Lineage: Eukaryota; Viridiplantae; Streptophyta; Magnoliopsida; Celastrales; Celastraceae
Product: peroxidase 11
Exons: 4
Coding region: 525-1529 (334 amino acids)
Biological process (GO): hydrogen peroxide catabolic process; response to oxidative stress
Molecular function (GO): heme binding; peroxidase activity
Source: RefSeq, a predicted model, not a curated record